ACGCAUAGUCAGUAUAGAAGUAAUAGAGCAGCAUUUUGUGCUUCUACCAAAAAUUAAUCAGGAAGAGCAUGCAUAAAGAUAUGACCUCUUCCCCAGAAAAUAAAGCUCCAAAGGCAUGCGCAUUCAGGGUGUUUAGGAGAUUUAAGCCACAUCUUCUAAUGAUUCUGGUUCAGAUGAGUUACACGGCGCUCUAUUUCAUAACAGAAGCAGCCUUCAACAGUGGCUUGAAUCCUCAUGUCUAUGUGACUUAUCGCCACAUCGUAGGCGGCUUAGUUAUGUUCCCUAUUGCUUAUUUUACUGAAAGAAAAGUAAGGCCAAAGAUGACAUUAUUUGUAUUUUUGGAAAUAUCUUUGCUUUCUUUCCUCGGGGUCGGAUUAACUGUCAACAUGUAUUUUGCGAGUAUGAGAUACACCUCUCCAACCUUCAUCACAGCCAUGAUUAAUACUACCUCUUGCUUGACUUUCAUAUUUGCAGUCAUUCUCAGGCUGGAGCAUGUUGAUGUAAGAGAUCCAAGGGGGAUUGCUAAAAUCCUGGGAAGUUUAAUGUCUUUAGCCGGUGUCACAGCCAUGACUUUGUACAAAGGACCCGCAUUGCAUAGCCUCAAGGACGUUGCAAUCCAUAUCGGAAAUAACUCUGUUCAUAAAAACUGGAUGAAAGGAUCAAUCCUGAUUGUUGCAAGUUGUAUAUCAGCCUCUAUAUGGUACAUUCUGCAGGCAUCUACAUUGAAGAAGUAUCCAGCAGAAUUGUCACUUACAGCAUGGUUAAACUGUAUUGGUGGAGCACUAUCGGCAGUCUUUACAAUACUCAUAGAGCACAGAUCAGCUGCGCCGUGGUCGAUUACCUCUAACAUUGAUUUCUGGUCCAUCGUGUAUUCUGGAGUUAUAUGCUGUGGUUUGACCAUCGCCAUUCAACUAUGGUGCACAAAACAAAAAGGCCCAGUUUUUGUUACCAGUUUUAAUCCCCUUACAGCAGUGAUGGUGGCGACUUUAGCCUACUUGGUUGUAGGUGAAAAGCUGCACAUGGGCAGUAUAGCGGGCGGAAUCAUGGUUAUUGUUGGUCUUUACACCUUGUUGUGGGGCAAAGAAAGGGAUCAAGGUUUCAGCAAGCCACAAGAACAGUCUUUUCCCAACUGUGACGACCAGGAGCCAAAGAGCAAAAAUGUUACAACAUAAUGAUCAGAUAUGAUUUUAUCAAUUGGACAUGGUACAUAAUGAUAUUGACAUCACUGCUUGUGCAAUUGUAAUGACCAAACGAAAACUAGAAUUGUACUACUAAUACAAUAUUAUAUACUUACAGUUCAAAUUGUCAAAUUCUAAAAUGAGACCUCCAUAGAUGGAACUCAUAAAGAACAAUGUGCUUAUAAGAAAAAUAUUUCUUCCAAAUGCAUGAAACUUUUAUUUUUAA
Messenger RNA from Mangifera indica (mango), 1404 nucleotides. RefSeq names its product WAT1-related protein At4g08300-like. The record is from RefSeq and is a predicted model, not a curated record. The coding region runs from base 69 to 1172 and encodes 367 amino acids. Gene Ontology annotation, molecular function: transmembrane transporter activity. Lineage: Eukaryota; Viridiplantae; Streptophyta; Magnoliopsida; Sapindales; Anacardiaceae. The transcript is spliced from 6 exons. Gene Ontology annotation, cellular component: plasma membrane.